CCCAGACAGACAAACAGGAGCUGCAUCAGUCCCACCAAUGUCAAGUUUUGUAUUGUUUGCCGUCCACUGCGCGCAAUUUGGCCUCCGUCAGAAGCGUCACGUUUUCAUGGGAGUUGAGAGAAAAGCCUCCAAAUGGACACACAAGGGGCGAAGACGGGACGAAAGGUGUGCGUAAACUGCUCCGUAUUCUGCGCCUUUGCCUUGCUCGUGUGCUUCUUGCACUCGGCAUGCGCACAGAUCCGCUACGCCAUCCCAGAGGAGCUGGAACACGGCGCCUUCGUGGGCAACGUAGCGGAGGACUUGGGUUUGGAUCUGGAUCAACUCUCUGCGCGAAGAUUCCGCAUCGUGUCCGGUACAAGGAGGCAGUACGUGGAGGUCAAUUUGGAAAAUGGAGUUUUAUUCGUAAACGAGAGGCUCGAUCGGGAAGAUGUGUGCGAGCAGAGUUUGGCGUGCUCGUUCCAUUUGCAAGUGGUGAUCGAAAACCCUCUGGAGUUGUACAGAGUUGAGGUCGAAAUUCUGGACGUAAAUGACAACUCCCCGAGCUUCCCGUGGAGCCAAUUUAAUCUUGACAUUUCGGAAUCCGCGGCACCGGGAUCCCGUUUCCCACUGGAGAGCGCGCAAGACUCGGACGUGGCUUCCAAUUCGUUGCGCACUUAUUUGCUGAGCGUCAAUGAGCAUUUCACUUUGGACAUCCAGACGAGGAGCGAUGGCAGUAAAUUCGCCGAACUGGUCCUCCAGAACCCGUUGGACCGGGAAGAGCAGGGCGCUCACCAGAUGGUUCUGACGGCGGUGGACGGAGGUUCGCCGGAGAGGUCCGGAAGCGCGCAAAUUGACAUCACCGUUUUGGACGCCAACGAUAACGCGCCUGUGUUCGACCACUCUUUCUAUCGCGUGCGACUGGCGGAGAACGCACCCAAGGGCGCAGUUGUCAUCAGACUCAACGCGUCCGACUUGGAUGAGGGCACCAACGCGGACAUCAGCUACUCUUUCAGCGGGCACGCGCCCAGCAAAGUGCGCCAGCUUUUCGCGGUGGACGCGCGCACGGGGGAAAUCAAAGUGAAGGGGCUGAUCGAUUAUGAAAAGGCAAGGAUGCAUGAAAUUUACAUCCAGGCGAAGGACAAAGGUCCUUCCGCCGUCGCGGUCCACUGCAAGGUGCUGGUGAACGUCUUGGACCGGAACGACAACCUCCCGGAGGUCAUCCUGACGUCCGUGUCCACGCCUGUGCACGAGGACGCGCCCCCGGGCACCGUCAUUGCUGUCAUCAGCGUCACAGACGAGGACUCGGGGGAAAACGGCAACGUGGACUGCGAGAUCCCAAAUCUGAUCCCCUUCCAGCUCCACUCCUCCUUUCAAAACUACUACACGUUGGUGACCAGUGAUUUUCUGGACAGGGAACGCGUGGCAGAGUAUAACAUCACUCUGACCGCAAGAGAUAUGGGUUCUCCGCCUUUAUUCACCAGGAAAACGAUCGUGGUGCAAGUUUCUGACGUGAACGAUAACGCACCGCUCUUCAAGCAACCUUCGUAUUCUGUCUAUUUGACUGAGAACAAUGCACCCGGGGCCUCCGUCUGCUCAGUGACGGCACAGGACCCAGACUAUGGGCAAAACGCGUAUCUCUCGUAUUCUAUAGCAGAAGCCGACAUCCAGGAGAUGCCCACCUCCACGUACGUGUCCAUCAAUUCCGAUAACGGGAAUAUUUACGCCCUCAGGUCGUUUGACCACGAGCAGUUAAAAAGCUUUCAGAUCACAGUGCAAGCUCGAGAUGCUGGAUUCCCACCUUUAAUCGGCAACGCUACAGUGACUCUCUUUAUUUUGGACCAAAAUGACAAUGCGCCCGUCAUCGUGUCGCCUCUUCCUGAAAACGGGACACCGCCAACCGAAGCGGUGCCGAGAUCUGCCGAUGCCGGCUACCUGAUCACCGCGAUACGAGCGGUGGACGCGGACGCGGGUCAGAACUCGCGCCUGUUCUUUCAGAUGCUCCAAGCGACUGAUCCGAGCUUGUUCAGUGUGGCUUUAUACACAGGGGAAAUCAGGACAGUACGGCAGCUCGUGGAGAAAGACCCCACGAGGCACAGAUUGGUCAUUCUGGUGAAGGACAAUGGCCAACUACCCCUCUCGGCCACAGUUUCCAUCAUUCUGUCAGUGGUUGACAGCCUGCCAGAAUCUCAGCCCGAUUCGGGUGACCUGUCCCUGAGCCCCCGUCACAGCUCCGACUUUAGCCUCUACUUGAUCGUGUCCCUGGGCGCUAUCUCCUUCACAUUUCUCGUGGCUAUCGUCGUCAUCGUUACCGUGAGGAGGCUGAAGGACAGAGCGUCCGGCAAAGAGUCCAACUUGCCCUGCGCCAGCGUGCGCUGCUGUUGUUGUCGCUCGGUAUCGCCCGGCAGCGCCGACGUCUUCAAAAAGUCCAAUUUGAACAUCAGAACGUCAGCGGACUCGGUCGGAUGCGCCGAGGCCGGCGGUAACAGCGCGCUCCCGCAAGCUUACUGCUACAAGAUGUGUCUGACGCCAGAAUCCUCCAAAAGUGACUUCAUGUUCCUCAAGCCCUGCAGUCCUGCCUUGUCUGGUCGGCAGAAUAAUUCCCAAAGCACAGACUACCUGACAUCUGGUUGGAGCGCACUGGGCCGCAAUGAGCUGGCCAACAGCCGAACUUCAUCCCCAAAAGAGCUUAAGUAUUCAAGUAAGGACUGGACCUGGACCAAGAACCAACGCAAUUCAACAUACAAGAGGUACAGCUGUGGAAAUAUGGAAGGCGCGCUAUCCCGUCCGCAGCAGUACGACGCUGAUGAGUAUUUCUGCUCUGUGGCGCCGCAGUACUGGACCUGGGGAAACCAAAUGAGUGACUGCAAGAUGUCUCUUCAAGACGAACACAACUGCACUUGGACUCCAAAGUACACGCAGCCUCAGUCUGAGGCUGCGGACUACCAGCAGAAUGUGUACAUUCCCUCGGAGACACCGGACUACCAGCACAAUGUGUAUAUUCCUGGCACCACAUCCGGCUACAGCACACUCAAGCUUGCGCCGCGGGGUGAGCUGGACGUCUACAACACCUUUUCUACUUUUGGGAAGAAAAAGAAAUUAAUCUCCAAAUAUGAACAGCCUUAUGACAGAGAUGAUGGGCUCAUAAGCAGUGCUAUUUUGAAAUGCCGCGCGAUGGCUUCUCUCGUGGCGCUUUCACGGACACGACUGCUGGUCGCAGCUUUUGCAUUCUGCGCGUUGUGCGGGUCAGUGCUUUCAAUCACUCGCUACUCCAUUCCGGAGGAGAUGGAAGAGGGUUCCUUUGUUGCCAACCUCGCCGCCGAUUUGGGUCUCGAUGUUCGGAGCAUGGUGGAGCGCAAAGCAAAGCUGGAUGUCAUUCACAGCAAAAAUUACCUUGACAUCAACAAAGAAACCGGUGAGCUCAUCAUCCGAGAGAAGAUGGACCGGGAGAGCAUCUGCAUGACCAAAACAGCCUCGUGCUUUAUGAAGAUGGAUGUCAUACUAGAAAACCCAAUUCGUAUUUUUAACAUCGAACUGGAGAUCAUGGACAUUAACGACAACGCGCCGGUGUUCCGGAGGAAGAGCAUUCAUUUGGAUGUUUCCGAGGCAACCCCUCCCGGUGAGAGAUUCUCGUUAACAAAUGCCGUCGAUGCGGAUGUUGGCGCUAAUUCAAUUAAGACUUACUAUCUCAGCGAGAGCAAAGACUUCAACGUUGACAUACAAACUGGCAGCGAUGGCUCCAAAUAUGUAGACUUGGUUCUGAAUGGCAAUCUGGACCGGGAGACAGACGCGGUGCAUAAUCUGAUUCUAACCGCGGUGGAUGGAGGGCUUCCUCCCCGAUCCGGCACAGCCAGUAUUAUUAUCAAUGUCCUCGAUAUCAAUGACAACGCCCCCCUCUUCACUCAGCCGGUGUUUGAAGUCAAUGUUGCAGAGAAUUCAGGUGUGGGGACAGUUGUCAUGACCUUAAAUGCAACAGAUUUGGACGAAGGCACAAACGCACGCUUAUUAUAUUCGUAUACGCUCUACACUUCUGAGAAGACACAGGAGCUCUUCUCGCUUGACCGACAUUCGGGGGAGAUCAAGGUUAAGGGGGUUGUUGAUUUUGAGGAGAAUCCGAGUUUUGAGAUGCACGUCCAAGCUCAGGAUGAAGGGUCCAGCCCGCUGUCAGGACACUGCAAAGUGACGGUGUCCGUCACCGAUUUGAACGAUAACUACCCCGAGAUGACCAUCAAGUCUCUGAAGAGCGCCACGGCCGAGAAUACGGCCGUGGGGACACUGAUUGCGGUGGUCGGCGUCAGCGACAGGGACUCGGGAGUCAACGGCCAAGUGGAGCUCACUUUAAGUCAGCAGGAAAAGCUACCCUUUGUGCUCAAUCAGUCCUCGGAGGGUUACUUCGAGCUCUUGGUUUCAAAGCCGCUGGACAGAGAGAUAAAGGGCAAAUACGAAAUAACGCUGAAGGUGACUGACAAAGGAACGCCGCCGCUCACUGAAAGCGAGACCUUCACCUUAGAGAUUCAUGAUAUCAACGACAAUGCUCCCACAUUCCCGCAGUCCUUCUACACCAUCCACGUGAUGGAGAAUAAUCUGCCGGGAGCCUUGCUGACAUCUCUGAAAAAUGCCGACCUUUAUGCCUUGAAGACCUUCGAUUUUGAGCGAGAGAGGGAGUAUCUUUUCCACAUUGAGGCGAGGGACUCCGGUGUCCCCGCGCUGAGCAGCAAUGUUACGGUUCAUAUCAUCAUUCUGGACCAAAACGACAAUAUCCCUGUCAUAGUGUCGCCGUGGCGGGCGCAGGGCUCUGUCGUCGAGCAGGUGAUACCGAGGUCUACAGAUAAGGGACACCUAGUGGCCAAAGUGAUCGCCAUCGACGCCGACUCGGAGCAGAACGGCAGGGUCACGUAUCAGCUCUUGCAAAUCAGCGAUACCAGCCUCUUCAGUCUAGACCAGUACAACGGCGAGAUCCGGACAACCAGAAUGUUCAGCUACAGAGACCCCCGGCAACAACGCCUGGUAAUUGCCGCGAAAGACAACGGCAACCCGGCCCUCUCCACCACCGUCACCAUCAAAAUUGCCACUGUCGAGCACGCCACGGCAUUUUCGGAGACAACGGAGUUGCCGCUGGAGUAUGACCUCUUCACAGACCUCAACUUGUAUUUAGUCAUCGGUUUAGGGGCCGUUUCCUUCAUGCUGCUCAUUACCAUAUUGGUGAUUAUCGUGCUAAAGUGUCAAAAGCCCAAGCCAAAGGCCAUCAAGAUGCCCCCAGCUAAUCGGAACAGCGUGAUCAGCAGGAAUAGCGUGAUCAGCCAGAGGAGCUCCACUAUCGCGGACUCCACUUUGAUCUCCAGCGACGCCUACUGGUACAGCCUCUUUCUCGCAGAGACCAGGAAAGGCAAAGUAGUCGUCAGACAGCCCAUAAUACCCAAAGGGGCUGGCUACUUUGUGUCCAGUAUACCCAGGAGCAUAGGGCCAAGUGAGACCACAGAGUCCAGAGCAUCUACACUGGAGGCAUCCUAUGAGUUUGCAAUGGCUGUUGCGGGGAUACGCAACCGGCUGGGGAGCAACGUGCCUUUUUAUUAUUUUGUCAUAUUCUCCUUAUUUUGUGGCCUUUCCGUUGGACAGUUGCGCUAUUCUGUAACGGAAGAACUGGAAAACGGAGCGCUGGUCACCGAUCUGGCGUAUGACUUGGGGCUGGAUAUUCGAAAGCUGGCCAGCCGCAAAAUCAAGGUAACCUCCAGCAGCAGCAGUAAACGCUACGUGAUUGUCAACCCGAAAAAUGGCAAAAUGCUUGUUAAUGAAAGGAUCGACAGGGAGGCGCUGUGUGAUAUAUCCAGCAGCUGCCUCAUCAAUCUGGAGGUCCUCGUCGAAAAUCCUACCGAGGUGCACCACGUUGUGCUGGAGAUCGUGGAUGUCAAUGAUAAUGCGCCACAGUUCCCCCGGGAUGAGUACCAAGUCGAGAUCACAGAAUCGGCAUUACCGGGGUCCCGGUAUCCCAUUGAAAAUGCCCAGGAUCCGGACAUUGGGUCCAAUUCGGUGCGCUUGUAUCAGCUGAGCCCAAACGAGCAUUUCGCGCUGGUAUCCAACAAACCCUCCUUAAAUACAAAGCACAUCGAGCUUGUGCUCAAGAAGCCCCUGGAUCGGGAGCAAACGCCUUACCACCAGUUAAUUCUAAGUGCUGUUGACGGCGGGACACCGGAAAAAACCGGCACGGCUAUCGUCAACGUGCGAGUGUUGGACUCAAACGACAACGUUCCCAUGUUCGACAGCUCUGUGUACAAGGUGAAACUGUUGGAGAAUUCGCCCAAAAACACGCUGGUCAUCAAACUGAAUGCUACCGAUCUGGAUGAGGGCAAGAACGGAGAGGUUUACUACUCUUUUAGCAGCUACACUCCUGAGCGGGUGAGGCAGAUGUUCAGCAUGGACACGAACACAGGAGAAAUACGAGUAAGCAGAAAUGUUGACUACGAAGAGACCAACUCCUACGAGAUGUACAUCCAAGCAAUGGACAAAGGCCCCGGGGCAGUGGCGGCACACUGCAAGGUGGUGGUAGAGGUGGUGGACGUGAACGACAACGUCCCUCAGAUUGUGCUGUCGUCCCUGUCGAGCCCGGUGAGGGAGGACGCCCGCGCUGACACGGUGGUGGCCCUCAUCAGCGUCACCGAUCGCGACUCCGGCGCCAACAAGCAGGUGACUUUAGAGAUCCCGGCAGGCCUUCCUUUCAAGAUCAAAUCAUUCAGAAACUACUACACCCUGGUUACCUCAGCGUUCUUGGACCGCGAGACCACCGAUGCCUACAAUGUCACGCUGAGUGCUACAGACGGAGGAGCCCCCCCUCUUUCCUCUCAGAAGACCAUCCGGGUAGAUGUGGCCGAUGUCAACGACAACCCACCGCGAUUCGAGCAGACAUCGUAUACGGUCUACGUGACCGAGAACAACGCCCCCGGGGCCUCUUUGUGUACGGUGAAAGCUCAAGACGCCGACAUCAAGGAGAACGCUCGCAUCACCUACACGGUGCUCAAUGACAAUAACCACGGCAUCCCCGUCACGUCUUAUGUGUCUGUGAAGGCCGACACCGGGGAGGCCUAUGCCCUGCGAGCCUUCGACUAUGAGUCACUGAGAGAGUUUCACUUCCAGGUCAAAGCCCAAGAUGGGGGCAUUCCUCCGCUUAGUCGCGUCGCCACCGUCUACAUCUACAUCAUGGAUCAGAACGACCACGCGCCACUGAUCGUCAGCCCUCCGGGUAAUGGCACACGCUCCUUGGAGACGGUUCAAAAGAACGCAGAUCCCGGAGCUUUGGUGACCAAAGUGGUGGCGUACGAUGCAGAUGCCGGUCCAAACGCCUGGCUGGUGUACGUGCUGGAGACCGCUACGGACCUGGACUUGUUCAAGGUCCACGAACACACGGGUGAGAUCAGGACCACUCGUAGGAUCCUGGAGGAAAACUCCACCUCAUUUGCUCUGACAGUCUUGGUGAAAGACCACGGGCAGCCUGCGCUCUCCUCCACUGCCACCAUCAAUGUGGCUGUCAUGGAGGUGCCCCCCAAGGUUGUCCCGGACCCCAAAAGGAUCAUCAGACCUCACAGCACCCUGCUUUUCUCAAACGUGACGCUGUACUUGAUUGUCGCUCUGAGCGCCACCACCUUUGUUUUCCUGGUCACCGUGGUGGUGCUGGCCAUUGUCCGCUGCCAUGCUUAUUGCACGCAACCUGGAUCCUGCUCCCCUUGCUGUGGUUCACAGAAACCCCCUCCAGAUGGUGGGAACAGUAGUGUGAGUGCGGGUGGAGGAGGGGCCGCUGGUGGAGCUGCAGGGCAACCUAAUAACAAUGUGGUACUCCGGAGGGACCUUAAAGUUGAGCCUCACUACAUUGAAGUGCGCGGGAAUGGCUCGCUAACAAAGACUUACUGCUACAAGACCUGCUUGACGGCCACCUCCGGCAGUGACACCUUCAUGUUCUACAACACAGGAAGGCCCAUCAGUGGCACCUGGGGCAGCGGCGCUGACCGCUUCUUCACAAGCGGAAGCGGAUUUGUACGCAGGCUGAGCAUGCCGGAUGCCUCACUUCAAAUCUGCCCAGAGCCAAAAGCCCCAAAUGCUGACUGGCGAUAUUCUGCAUCUUUGAGAGCUGGCGUGCAGAGUUCAGUCCACAUGGAGCAGGCCUCUGUGGUGCAGGGAGCCCAGGGCAUGCUGGUCCAGAACUGGCCUACUGUGUCCAGUGCUGCAGAUGGAGAGGGUGGCGGCGAGCUCUCCCCUCCGGUCGGCGCCGGCGUCAACAGCAACAGCUGGCACUUCCGAUACGGAGCCGGACAGAGCUAUUGCCCGCCGCAGGGCCUGAAGCCUGGCGAGAUUCCUCCCGAAGCCUUCAUCAUCCCCGGAUCCCCGGCCAUCAUUUCUAUCCGCCAUGACGCCGGCCCUGUUGACAAUAAAGGGGACUUCAUAAGCUUCGGCAAGAAGGAGGAAGCCAAGAAGAAGAAAAAGAAGAAGAAGGAUAAGAAGGAAAAGAAGGAGAAAGGAAAGGAUGACGGAGAGGAAGAAUAAAGAGGGGUGAAUUGAAGCUAUUAAGAUGCCAUUCUGAAUUACAGAGCCAGAAAACAAGCCAAAUCGAUUUAGGUAGAGGGGAGUCUCUUUGCACCAUAUGCACAACAGUACAUAUACUAUAUUUACAUUGUACAGUUGCCAAUCCCUUAUUAGAGCGAGCCUGGCUCUCUGCACACAGCAAACGUGCUUAACAAAUGCUCGCUCUCUUCCAUGGCUCAUUUGACCUUCAACUUUGACCCGGAGAAAAUAAUUCUAUUCAAAUGUACGUUCAAAAGGAAUUUUACAGGAUUGGUGUAACCUGUGAAUUUCCUCACUCCCACGUUUGUAUAACGGAAACUAAAAUGACCCAAAAAAAAAAAAAAAAAAAGGGAUUUGUAUUCAACUAUUGUCAGCAAAGGAUGCCUGUGCUGGCACCUUAGAAAUAAUGCACCCCGCCUUCUCAUACUGUCUCAACUAGCUAGGCAUGAAGUGAAAGCCAAACUGAAAAAUAUGACUUUGUCUUGUCAGUAUUAAGUGAACAUUGUAGAAAUUCAGCAAAUGUGGUCUUUUCCAUUUCAACAAAAAAGGUGAUGUAAACAUGAAAAAGAAACAACUGAUAUGCAGAAAGUGAGAUUCUCACCUUAAGAGUCAAAAGUGACUGAGACAAGAACAUCAACAAAGUUCAAAUGCAGCAAUCUGUCAGUAUAACAGAGCACAUUGCCAAGGUUAAGGAGGACCUACCGUCCGGGUUGCAACACCUAAAUGAAUUUUGUUCCCAGGUCAACGUCACAACUUGUUUGAAAUUUACUACAUUUGAUUGUACUGUGAUAUAUUUAUUAAGGGGCAUUCUAAGGCUCUUGCUCGUUUUAGCAUUAGAACGUUAAAUAAGAAGAGCCAACCAGGAAACCAGAAUCAGUCUGCUACACUGUAAAGAAAUUUGAUUCAUGGUUUGUCAAUAGUAUAUCGCCCAACAUAGGAUAAGACCGUAAUAUAGGCUUUUUUAUUUUUUCUUAACCCGUCCUCAACAAAUCACAACACUGCUGAGCAUUUUCUAAAGUUCCCCAUUCUAUAUUGGAAAUGGGAUAUUCUUAAUUUCUUCCAUUAAAUUCAAAUGGAGUCCAUCAGGCAUUUGCCAAGUUUAAGUUUGGUUUUGGUCAAACUAAACAUUGGUUGAUGUAAGAAAAAUGAUGACAAAGGAAAUGUCCACUAGUUAUUUAGAAAUGCAGUAUAAUGUAAAUUCAAAAAAAAGAAUAAUAAUCUUAAAUUUUGGUGAGUGCAAUUAUGUGACUUGGUAUCAUUUGCAUCAGCUAUCGGCUUACCUAUUAUGUUGUUCCCUCUUGUAGUCUUGUGACGCAGUGUAAAAUGUGCAGCUGAUGCAACCGCCCCCUGACCUUUGCCACUUUCCAUGCAAUACGGCACAACUCCAACGGGGUCAUCUUAAUCCAGUUGUGCACCGUCAUACUCAAUCCGAGAGACACAUUAUUAUCGUAAACACCGACUCCCCAAUAUAAACGUUCCGACAAUGUUUUUUUUCUUCUCAGUGCUGCAUAUGCAACCUGCAAAAAUAUGGAAUAUGCACCCUGUUCUCGAGGCUCCAAGUCUGAGGGUCAAUGGCAUUCUUAAUGACGAGAGUAUUAUUCUCCGGCUGUAAAGCGGGAACAUUGCUUGAUCCCUCUUCUUCUGUCUUUGAAUGUUAAGUAGAUGUUCUUCAAGCUCAUCGCCACCGCUUCGACUGCUUCAGUGCUUGUAGGACGUGCUUGCCCGCUGCUUGUUUCCUCUCUCCCUUCUCCCGUCCACCCGAAUCGACAUAGUCGGGAGUAACAUCUGUAAAGUCAUUCCCCUUUAAAUGGACUGUGCGGUCAUGUCAUGUCUUUGCAUAUUCAUAAACAGAGGACACUGUGCUACCUAUUGUCAAAUGUCUAAUCAAUUGACAUCUGAACAUCUGAAUCGUUUGAAGUUGGAAGGCAUUUACCAUUAGCACCAACAAGAGUUUGAACAUUAAUGUUGAUUAUGGUGCAGUCGGUUGAAGUGAGUCCACAUGCAAAAUACUUAUUUUGCAUUUGCUCGAUAACGGCAAAUAAGCAGUAGGGUUUUUUUUAAAUUUAUUAGCUGUUUUGCUAGUGUAUAAAAAGAUGAACUUUAUUUUGCCCUUACUGAAGGAACCUGGGUCUAGCAUGGAAGAAAACGUGUAGUUUGAGCUGAAGGCAAUGCAACUGGGAGUCUCUCAUGUGUGUCAGCGUUACUUUUCCGGAAACCUCCUAUUUCCAGUCACAGCUGUAGGCGCUGCUGUCAUGCUCCAAACCAACCAUGCUCACGUUCCCUUGGCCCGCCCGUCCGUCAGGUGUACUUCUGUGCUCUCAGAUCACCAAGUGUUUGCAUGUUAUAAGCAAAAGGAAACAGAUAUUAUAAAAAUACUAUAUAUACUUAUACCUUUUUUUUUUUUUUUCACUGGGAAAUGUGUAUUGGAAACCACAAACCUGAAUACACAUCCAUGCACACACAAUACAAACAGUAAAGCAAUUUGUGGCAAAACCUAAAACUAUCACAUUUUUUAAUCCUGUAAAAAUAGCAUUGGAUCAUCUACACAGUAUAUACAUGAUCCUAUUGUGUUAUGCUACGAAAUGCCUUUUUUUUGCAUACGGUUUUCAUUGGUAAGAAAAUUGACCCUUACUUGUGUUAACCUUUGAAAUGAUCAAACAAACACUGUUGCGAACUCAUGCGCACACACCCUCCAUGGUUAUUCCUUGCUUAAUGAAGACAAAAGGUUGAAAAAAAAAAAAAGAGAUAAAAUGAAAAAAAAAAAAUUUGAUGUAUUCUCUGCUCGUGUAUAGUGAAUAUUUGUCGGUCACUGGGUGUGACAGUGGGUGGCACAUGCUAGUUGACUGUGACAGUGCAAAUCUGUUCAUAAACUUAUUUUGUACACCUGCUUAUUGUUAAGGUGAUAAUAGUGGUUUUAAUGAGUUCAUCAACCUGGUAAUGUGUUUUGUUAAUAAGUCACAAAUAAAGUUUUUCUUAAAUAUCUCAAA
Molecule: messenger RNA, 11510 nt
Organism: Phycodurus eques (leafy seadragon)
Lineage: Eukaryota; Metazoa; Chordata; Actinopteri; Syngnathiformes; Syngnathidae
Exons: 10
Coding region: 133-8505 (2790 amino acids)
Biological process (GO): homophilic cell-cell adhesion
Cellular component (GO): plasma membrane
Molecular function (GO): calcium ion binding
Source: RefSeq, a predicted model, not a curated record